This is a messenger RNA of Nerophis lumbriciformis (worm pipefish), 1215 nucleotides long. RefSeq names its product retinol dehydrogenase 10-B-like. Gene Ontology annotation, molecular function: oxidoreductase activity, acting on the CH-OH group of donors, NAD or NADP as acceptor. Lineage: Eukaryota; Metazoa; Chordata; Actinopteri; Syngnathiformes; Syngnathidae. The record is from RefSeq and is a predicted model, not a curated record. Gene Ontology annotation, cellular component: lipid droplet.
CAUCACACACACACAUCUAGACACACACACGCAAGUCCCACUCACACUAGGGUGGCGAGAAUAAGUCAAAGAUCGUCACCAUGAUCAUCAUCGUGGACUUGGUGCUGAUGCUCAUCGACCUGACCUACGCUAUCCUGGCCGCGGUGGUGCAGACGUUCCUCCGACCGAGGCUAAAGAGCAUCGACGGGGAAGUGUGCCUCAUCACGGGGGCAGGAGGUGCGCUGGGCCGCCUGUUCGCGGUGGAGUUUGCCAAAGAGGGCGCGCAGCUGGUGCUGUGGGACUGCAACACGGCCGCCAACGAGCGCACCGCCCAGCUGGCCAGGGAGCACGGCGUCCGGGUGCACGCCUACACCGUGGACCUGUCGUUCCGGGAGAGCAUCUACCACACUGCGGAGCGAGUCAGGGCGGAAGUGGGCGACGUGUCCAUGCUGGUGAACAACGCGGGGGUGGUGGCCGGAAGGAGGCUGCUGGACUGCCCCGACGAGCUUCUGGAGCGCACGCUGCUCGUCAAUUGUCACGCUUUGUUUUGGAUGACCAAGGCCUUCCUACCUCAGAUGAAAGCAAAGAACCAUGGUCAUAUCACAACUGUAGCCAGCGCUCUCGGCCUCUUCAGCACUGCAUGUGUGGAGGAUUACUGUGCCAGUAAAUUUGGUGCGGUCGGUUUCCACGAGUCCUUGACGCACGAGCUGCUUGCAGAGGAGCUGGACGGAAUUAAAACCACUCUAGUCUGCCCAUAUAUUGUGGACACAGGGAUGUUUGCAGGCUGUGAGAUAAGGAAGGAGCUUCGCAGUCUAAUUCCACCGUUGGAGCCUUUGUACACAGUUCAGCAGUCAAUGACAGCCAUCUUAGCAGAACAGCAAAUGAUCUGCAUCCCUCGCCUUAUGUACAUCCCAUUUAUUACAAGAGCUUUGCUGCCAUGGGAAGCGAAUCUUGCCACGUAUCGCUUUAUGGGCGGAGACAAAUGUAUGCUGCCCUUCAUCAAGAACACUGAACAAAGAAACUCUAAUGGCUAUAUCAAAUCCUUCUGAGUCCUCCCUGUCUGAAACCUAGAAUUACUCAAAACAGUGUGUAUUUCUUUGCUGACACAGAAUGUGCGAUUACAGUAGUAGUAAUAUUUUUACACCAGUACCGGCGGCUAAGUGUAGUUACAUGGGACGUCAACUCAGGUCUGAAUAAUAUAAUAAAAUAUCAAAUAAGAAAAAAAGUCAGCAGGUG